AUGGCGGAGCCUGCCUCUGAGACUUUUGAGGAAUUGCUGCAUUCGGAGAGCCCACAGAAGAUCCCCACAAAGAUCCCGGAACAGGAGAAGCCCAGGGGCUGUGUUCAUCCGAAUUUGUUCGAAAAGGACAUGUUCGAGCGCAUCGGCGAGGAGGCUUCACUCCUGGUCCGCUACAACAAGCGCUCCACCAUGACCUCCAGAGACAUCCAGACAGCCGUGCGCCUGCUNAGAGCAGUCGGCCAGAGGCCUCACUCCUGGUCCUCUCCAACAAGCGCCCCACCAUGA
Messenger RNA from Miniopterus natalensis, 285 nucleotides. The record is from RefSeq and is a predicted model, not a curated record. Lineage: Eukaryota; Metazoa; Chordata; Mammalia; Chiroptera; Miniopteridae.